Molecule: messenger RNA, 1986 nt
Organism: Penicilliopsis zonata CBS 506.65
Lineage: Eukaryota; Fungi; Ascomycota; Eurotiomycetes; Eurotiales; Aspergillaceae
Exons: 1
Coding region: 1-1986 (661 amino acids)
Biological process (GO): error-prone translesion synthesis; response to radiation
Cellular component (GO): nucleus; replication fork; site of double-strand break
Molecular function (GO): DNA-directed DNA polymerase activity; damaged DNA binding
Source: RefSeq, a predicted model, not a curated record
AUGUCACCAUCUUCCCCAGAACCGUUCUUCGCGCCGUCAUCGCCGAUAUCUUCCGUGAAGCGAUCCCAGUUCACCCACCGCAACCUGCAGCAGCUUCGCACAGCGUCGGCAUCGAGUCCUCUACGGGUGAUCGCACACAUCGACCUCGAUGGAUUCUAUGCACAAUGUGAAAUGGUCCGACUGGGCACGUCGCGCGACACCCCGCUCGCGGUCCAGCAGUGGGACUCUCUCAUCGCGGUCAACUAUGCGGCACGCCCGUUCGGCGUCUCCCGCAUGAUCUCCGCGGCCGAGGCGAGGAAUCUCUGUCCUAGUAUCAUCCUGCAGCACGUGGCGACCUUCCGAGAAGGCGAGGGUGGGAAAUGGGCUUACCGUGACGAUGCGUUCAAGCGCGUCAGCACCGACAAGGUCUCCUUGGAUCCGUAUCGAGCCGAGUCGCGCAAGAUCAUCUCUGUGAUCGAGGAAGAGCUGUCGAGAUGGUACAAAGUCCUGGCUAAUCCGGGGAGAAAUGUCCAGCCUGCGAUUCUGCAGAAGGCAGGCAUUGAUGAGGUGUUUAUAGAUCUUUCACCUCUGGUGUUUGGUUUACUUCUCCAGAGAUACCCCGAGUUACAGGUGACAACAGAUGAGGACAGCAAACUUUCUGUCCUUCCGCCCCCUCCUACUACCGCGCUCGAGUGGCACCCGGAAGAUUGCCUUGUGGACCUGGACACGAAGGAGAUGGAGAUUGAUGACCCUGACUGGGAUGAUAUUGCGAUCCUUCUGGGGUCUGAGAUUGUUCGCGCGGUUCGCAAGGCUGUUUGGGAUGCGUUGAGUUAUUCUUGUUCUGGAGGGGUUGCGAAGAACAAGAUGAUUGCUAAGUUGGGGAGCGCCUGCAACAAGCCGAACAAACAGACCGUGGUUCGCAACCGCGCCAUUCAAAAUUUCCUGGGUGGCUACAAGUUCACAAAGAUUAGAAUGCUGGGAGGCAAACUGGGAGACCAAGUCAGCGCCGAGUUUGGGACGGAGCAGGUCAUUGAUCUGCUUAAAGUGUCUUUGGAGCAGUUCAAGGCCAAGUUCGAUGAUGAUACUGCCACGUGGUUAUAUGGCAUCAUCCGUGGAGAGGAUCUCAGCGAAGUCAACACCAGAACGCAGAUCAAGUCCAUGCUGUCCGCCAAAUCCUUCCGACCGAGUGUCAAUUCAACUGAGCAAGCCGAGAAAUGGCUGCAUAUCUUUGCGGCUGACAUCUACAACCGCCUUGUAGAGGAGGGCGUGCUUGAAAACAGACGACGUCCAAAAACGAUUACCUUGUACCAUCGCCAGGGAGGACAGGUACGGUCCCGACAAAUCCCCAUACCGGCGUCCAAAUCGAUUGACGAAAUCCAACUUUACGAGCUUGCAAGGACGCUUCUCCGUCAGGUCGUGGGUGAUGGUCGCGCAUGGCCCUGUGCCAACCUGUCGCUCAGCGUCGGUGGGUUUGAAGAAGGCGUCACGAAUAAUCGCGCAAUCGACGGCUUCUUGCUUAGAGGCGAAGAGGCGAAGUCUAUAGCUCAGCUAGCAAAACAACCAGAAAAUGGUCACGGCCAUGAUUGGGAACCACAGGCAAAUGAAAAGAGGCGGAAGCUUGACAAUAGUGGGAUCAGACGAUUCUUCAACCAGCAGCCAGAUAUCAACAACGGACAAGAAUUAUUUGGCGAGUCUGAUGCUAUCACAGAAACACCCGAUGUACACGAGCAACUCACCAAAAAGACAGAAGAUCAAGAUCCGACGAACCCAGACCAAUUGUCUUCGAAUCUAUACACUUGUCCCCGAUGCAGCAAAUCUCUUGAUGAGUGGGAGAGGGAUGAACACAACGACUGGCACUUUGCUAAAGACCUGGAGUCUCAAGACAGGCAAGUCGCCGAGACACCACAGCAACAAGCGCGUCAGACACGAGGUCCGACUCCGCGUGGGAGAGGCCGAGGAGCUCGAGGGAGGUCAGAGAAGGGGCAAACCCGACUUGCUUUUAGUUAA